Messenger RNA from Nicotiana tabacum (common tobacco), 1587 nucleotides. RefSeq lists its product as uncharacterized. NCBI's taxonomy places the organism in Eukaryota, Viridiplantae, Streptophyta, Magnoliopsida, Solanales, Solanaceae. The record is from RefSeq and is a predicted model, not a curated record.
UAAGUUUGUACCAAACGGUCUUCACUCUAGGUCGACUAUAUAUAUAUAUAAAUGUUAAGACUUCGAAAUUGCAAGACUGCGAUAGCAAACCCACAAUGAAAGAGAUGGAGGGAGAGGUAGUCGAACUGUACGAGCUUCACUACUCUGAUUUGAAGAAACUGUCAUCAGAGAUAGCUUUAUCAGCAGCAGAAUCUUGUGAAGAAAUUCAGCGGCUUGAAUCAAUCACCACAAGUGUUAUGGAAAACCUAGGACCAGAGGGACCUGGACUUCUGGCCAUCACCGGCGUUCCAGAAGCUUCCAAUCUUCGUCGAACUCUUCUUCCUUUGGCUCGAAAACUCUCUCUUCUCAAUAACGAAGAUCGCAGACGCCUUCUUAAGGAACACAGUCUGGGAAGUGAUGUUUCAUUGAAGAACCCCAAUAGAAAUGUCUCGUCUUUUUCCAUGCAAUUGAAAUAUGAGCAAUGCUUUGAAAUAAGUGAUGGUCGGGUUGAUGAUCUAGAUGUUGAAAAUCGGGAUGAUGAAGUUGUUAAUCAGGAUGAGUUUAAGAAACUAGGAUGCACCUUUAAGGAGCUAGGAUACUGCAUGAUGGACCUAGGGCUUCGUCUUGCACAAAUAUGUGAUAAGGGCAUUGGGGGCCAAGAGCUACAACAGAGCUUACUAGAGUCCGGCACAGCUAAAGGGCGUGUAAUCCAUUACCAUUCCGCUGUUGACAAUGAUAUUAUUAGAGAAGCUGCAAAAAGAAACGGAUAUGUUAAAUCAAGAAAUGGAAAAUUCAAUAAGAAUGAGCAAGCAAGUACGAAACAACAAGGGACUGACUUAUCGAAAGACCAGUCAAAUGACUAUGGUCUAUGGCAGCAGUGGCAUUAUGAUUAUGGUAUUUUCACUCUCUUAACAGUUCCCAUGUUUCUGUUGUCCUCUCACCAAGAAACGCCAGCUGCUGUAAAUACUGGUUCACCCGUUUCUUCUGAGCAUGAGUUCCCUUCGCCCUGUGGUCACACAUAUCUUCAAAUAUUUGAUCCCAAAAAGAAUCAGGUCUUCAUGGUAAAGGCACCUUUGGAGAGUCUCAUUCUGCAGGUUGGAGAAGCAGCUGAUAUAUUAUCUAAGGGGAAGCUACGAGCAACACUUCAUUGUGUUUGUAGACCACCAAAGAUUGAAAAGUUGAGCAGGGAGACAUUUGUUGUCUUCUUGCAGCCAGCGUGGAGCAAACAAUUCUCUCUUUUGGAUUACCCUCUUGAGAAUUUAAAUUUUAAUAGUCAGCAGUGGGGAAUACGUAUUGAGGGAAUUGAACAGCCUAGGCAGGCACCAGAGGAAAUAAGUCACGAAAUUCAAAAAAUUGUUCCGCCACUUUUGUCGAGGCUGAAAGAUGGGAUGACAUUUGCAGAAUUUUCCCGUGAAACAACGAAACAAUACUAUGGUGGUAAAGGUUUACAGCCCAACAGAUAGGCUUUCUGUGGGUAUCUUUAUAUGCCCAGAGGUGCCAUCUGGCUGGACAAUGUUAAACUGACAUUUACACCGUAGGGCAGUUUAAUGAUGUGUUCACAAAAUAGGAAAGUUUAAUGAUUUGAGACACAAAAAUGUCUUGGAAUCA